Messenger RNA from Trichoplusia ni (cabbage looper), 1468 nucleotides. RefSeq lists its product as uncharacterized. The record is from RefSeq and is a predicted model, not a curated record. NCBI's taxonomy places the organism in Eukaryota, Metazoa, Arthropoda, Insecta, Lepidoptera, Noctuidae. The transcript has 5 exons. Bases 451 to 975 code for a protein of 174 amino acids.
UGACACAAAUGUAUUUCCAUUAAUGUUUUUGUUAGCCGAUGAUAAUCAAUUAACUAUUUUUCUCGCAAAAUGUCGUUCAUAUACAUAAACAGAAGCAUAGUCAGAACUCGGUCCUUAAAGUCCCGGUUUGUUUAAAAGCGUCAACGUUUUUGCUUGGGGAAUAACCCAUUCUUAAAAUAAAACUUGAUAAGCUGUCCCGUCCCCAUAGUGCUUAUAGGGUAGAAAGAGAUGGAGCAUAUUAGCGUUUUUAAACAUAAAAAAGGCAUGGAGAAGGAUUCUAAGAGAUAAGUAGUUAAUAGCAUGAUGUUCAGUUAGUUUUGUGAAGUUAUAUGCUGAUAUUUAUGGUGCAAAUGAAAUUGUGGUUCCGUCAGUCAUUUUAGUAAAUACACCGUUGGCAGACGCUAUCGGAGACCCAGAAAUAGUAGUUUUGCAUUCUCCUUAAUUGUGUAAAUGAACUACAAUACCUAUUCCUUUUUCGUAACCAAGAUGGCGCUUCCAGAUCUUGACCCUCGGAAUGGAGGCUCUUGCAGCAACUGUUUGGCGAACAAGUUUCUCUGUUACGUCAUAGCGUAUGUGCAAAUGAUGCUGUGGAUUUGCUCUUUAUUCACCGUGAUGUUCGACCCGGGGUCCAUGAGGGUAGUCGUGGAGAAAAACGAUACAGCUGUCACUGUUAUAGCUAUCAUCAUCCUACUCGUGUCUAUCGUGUUUUCUGCUCUGCUUCUAGUUGGAUUACAUAAGGGGAAGCAGGUAUUCCUAAAAAGCUACUGCAUAUACGCUGGUUCUUACGUGUUGCUGAUGAUAAUAUCCUUAGUCGUCACUAUCUUCGUCCAGCCGUCGAGACUUGGUGUCCGAGGCUUUUUCUCCACUAUAUUUAAUAUAAUUCUUCAGGCGUUCUUCCUCGUCGUAGUCAGAAGUUAUUAUUUGUUGCAUUACUGUAAUGCCGGACGCCAAGCUAAUAUUCGAGCUACGAUUUAGUGAAGAAUUUAGAAAAAUAUUGUUUGGAGGAAGCGCCUUAUGAAACCUACCAGAAGAUGCUAGGAUUACGCAUAAUAUUGAAAGACUUAAUAACUUAUUUCUCUUGUUUUUAAUAUUUACUGAAUUUGUAAUUGUCUACGUAGCAAAUAAUACAAGUCCUUGUUCAAUCACUUAUGGUGACAGCCCUCAGUUUUUCGAACUCUCCUCAUCACAACAUUUUGUUAUUCAACGUUCGAAUCCCGUGUACGUCGUUCUUAUUAGAUUUACCUUGUUACCUGAUCACAGUACACCAAUUAAGUACAACACUGAGUAAAGUGUCGCCAUUAAGUAUCUCGCUGUCUUCAUCACUGUCAAUUGGAAUAAUUUAAGGGUCACUGUGAAAAGUGUAUUCUUUUGCAAGCGAUUAUGGAACACGUGCUAUCUAGAACCCGAGGGUUUAAAUAAGUGGUUUUGAGCACUUUUUGAAAAAAAAAACACUAGAGAUAUAUGCAGA